Messenger RNA from Didymella exigua CBS 183.55, 1705 nucleotides. Its product is annotated as meiotic expression up-regulated protein 14. The record is from RefSeq and is a predicted model, not a curated record. Gene Ontology annotation, biological process: endocytosis; eisosome assembly; negative regulation of protein kinase activity. Lineage: Eukaryota; Fungi; Ascomycota; Dothideomycetes; Pleosporales; Didymellaceae. Bases 422 to 1450 code for a protein of 342 amino acids. The transcript has 6 exons. Gene Ontology annotation, molecular function: lipid binding. Gene Ontology annotation, cellular component: eisosome filament; plasma membrane.
GUGCCAAUGCGCUGAUACGCGGCCCCGAAAAACAACGCGGCUCAGGCGACCACCACGGGGCAUUGCCAUGUAAACGAGAGCAAGUGCUCUUCUGAAUAAGCUAUGCUGCGCCCAGCCUGAUCGUAGACUGGGUUGCAUGUGCGAUAGAAUGAUGUACCGGCUAGAACCGCGUGUGGGUUCGCCAUGGGCGAUCUCCUGCCAGGAUCAAUCGUGAAGUCGCGGGGCGGUACGUCAUCGACCCGAGCUAGCGACCGCAAACACUCAAAAACAGCGGCGCCCUCAGAUCGCCAGCCCUCCCCCUAUCACGAGAAAUCCUGCCUCGCACACAGUCUUGAACAAUUACACGUCUUACAGACCGCAAACCGCAAACCAUCACACUCAUCUUCCGUCACAUCCGCCCACCAUGCAUCGCACAUACAGUAUGCGCCAGUCUCGCGCGCCCACGGCGUCGCAGAUUCAGAACCCCCCUCCUCCGUCGUCCUCAACCAAAAGCGGGCGCUUCUUUGGCAAGGCCAACAUCGGCCAUACCUUCCGCCAUAAGUCCGCCGGCGCGUUCGGACCUGAUCUGGCGAAGAAGCUCUCCCAGUUGGUCAAGAUGGAGAAGAACGUCAUGCGCAGCAUGGAACUUGUUUCCAGGGAGCGCAUGGAGGUCGCUCAACAACUCUCCAUCUGGGGAGAGGCAUGCGACGACGACGUCUCUGAUGUCACAGACAAGCUCGGUGUUUUGAUCUACGAGAUUGGUGAGCUCGAGGACCAGUAUGUCGACCGCUACGACCAGUACCGUGUCACCAUCAAGAGCAUCCGUAACAUCGAGGCUUCCGUCCAGCCCAGCCGUGACCGCAAGCAGAAGAUCACCGACCAGAUUGCUCAGCUGAAGUACAAGGAGCCCAACUCUCCCAAGAUUGUCGUUCUUGAGCAGGAGCUUGUUCGUGCUGAGGCCGAGUCCCUCGUUGCUGAGGCCCAGCUGUCCAACAUCACCCGCGAGAAGCUCAAGGCUGCUUUCACCUACCAAUUUGAUGCCAUGCGCGAGCACUGCGAGAAGCUUGCCAUCAUCGCCGGUUACGGAAAGCAUCUCCUUGAGCUCAUCGACGACACUCCUGUCACCCCUGGUGAGACCCGCCAGGCGUAUGAUGGUUACGAGACGUCCAAGGCUAUCAUCCAGGACUGCGAAGACUCUCUCACCAACUGGGUCGAACAGAACGCCUCCGUAUCUUCCAAGCUCUCUACCCGCUCCCGCACCCUGUCCCAGCGCCGCCGCAACCGCCAGCAUACUGGUGAGGCUGUCGAUCUGUCUGGUCAAGAUCAGCCCCUCGACAGCCGCGAGUCCGGCCUGUGGAUUCCCGCAUCCGAACACCGAGGUAACGGCUACGAUGACGAGGAGGUUGAUGAGGCUGGUUCCACCAUCGCCAGCGAACACCGUGGCCGCGAGGAGGAGAGGAUCGUCGCGUAAACAGUGUGCUAACGGUCUGCUCAGUAGCGUUCCGCUCACCGUCUUCUAAUAGUGCGUCUUUGCUUUCACGGCAACAGGCGAUGUAUACCCCUGACGGUGCGGUUGAUGUUCCUGCGGAUGUACCUUUGGGACGUUGGAGCAAUAUGGGCUUGGCCAUGUGAAAUCGCUUGGAUGUUCGAAGAUUUUACGAGUAAUAACCUAGUGUUGAAUUGAUGUAAUCUUGUAAUUAAAGCCGACAUUCCGUUGUCUCUGCAA